Molecule: messenger RNA, 1129 nt
Organism: Rana temporaria (common frog)
Lineage: Eukaryota; Metazoa; Chordata; Amphibia; Anura; Ranidae
Gene: CRHBP
Product: corticotropin releasing hormone binding protein
Exons: 7
Coding region: 82-1056 (324 amino acids)
Biological process (GO): negative regulation of corticotropin-releasing hormone receptor activity; negative regulation of corticotropin secretion; hormone-mediated signaling pathway
Molecular function (GO): corticotropin-releasing hormone binding
Source: RefSeq, a predicted model, not a curated record
AGAAACCCCUUUAGCUCCUCCUAAUAUCAACACAGACAAGCAAGGAUUGAAGCACACACAAGAGCAGGAGAGCAAGAGUGGAUGUGCAGCAUGACUCUGGCUCAUAGGAUUCACUGGCAUGUUCUGCUCCUCUUCCUGGCAAGCCUCCGGGGACAGUGCAGGUACAUACAGGUAAGAGAUGCGACAGAAGAUGCCCUGAUUGUUUUGAACACAGAUUUUAAAAGGGAAUUAUCUCAAGAACAGAUUUAUAGAAGGUCACUCAGGUGCAUUGACAUGUUAAGUAUAGAUGGACAGUUCACAUUUAAAGCAGAACAACCUCAAUUGCACUGUGCUCUGUUUCUCAUUGGGGACCCAGAGGAAUUUAUCACUAUUGAAUACAACUUUGUAAAUAUAGAUUGCCUUGGAGGAGACAUACUAAAGGUUUUUGAUGGCUGGAUCAUUAAAGGAGAGAAGUUUCCUAGUUCAUUGGACCACCUCCUCUCCACCAGUGAGCGAUACAUCGAUAUAUGCGAAGAUGGCAACAUGCAAAGUAUCACAAGGUCAUCUCAGAAUGUGGCAAUGAUUUUCUUCAGAGUUCACAAGCCAGGCCAUGGCUUCACAUUGACAAUACGCAAGACUCCUAAUCUGUUCCCAUGCAAUGUAAUCUCCCAGUCACCAAGUGGAAAAUUUACCAUGAUCAUCCCCCAUCAACACAGAAACUGCAGUUUUUCUAUUAUAUACCCAGUUGUGAUGAAAAUAUCUGAUCUGACCCUGGGUCACUUUAAUGAGCUACAGUUAAAGAAGCCACCACCAAGAGGAUGCGGGGGAGCUGGAGACUUUGUAGAACUCUUGGGUGGUACUGGAUUAGAUCCAUCAAAUAUGUUUCCAUUAGCUGACCUCUGUCAUUCAUUUCAUGGAUCUGCCCAAAUGAAGAUUGGAUGUGACAACAGCGUGUUACGAAUGGUUUCAAGUGGCCAAUAUAUUAACCGGGUGACAUUUGAAUACACACAUCUGGACAGACAACUGGAAAGACAGCAGGGAAAUAGCGUAGAAGAGGUCUGCUCUCCAAUUGAUUGAUCUUGCAUUUUUUUCCCUAAUUACAAAGCAUUAUUUUCAAAUAAACAGAAUCAUAAUUAUUCAUUUGCAAAAA